Messenger RNA from Botrytis porri, 288 nucleotides. RefSeq lists its product as uncharacterized. The coding region runs from base 1 to 288 and encodes 95 amino acids. Lineage: Eukaryota; Fungi; Ascomycota; Leotiomycetes; Helotiales; Sclerotiniaceae. Gene Ontology annotation, cellular component: mitochondrion. The transcript is spliced from 3 exons. The record is from RefSeq and is a predicted model, not a curated record.
AUGACAGUAACUGAAGCUGUAAAGUCCGCCAUUGGACUUGCGGGUAGCCCAUCUACAAGCGCAACCAGAGAACAAAUGAGCGAAGCCCGAUUACCCAUCGCAUAUCGUGAUGGAUGCGCCGGUCUAUUGAUUCCCCUCAAUCGUUGUCGGCAGGAGGAAUACUAUCUUCCAUGGAAGUGUGAGCAAGAGAGACAUUCCUACGAAAAAUGCCAAUACGAUGAAUUUAAAAAGAGAGUUGCAAAGAUGGACGAAUUGAGGGAGGCUAAGGAUGGUGCAAGAAGCAAUUGA